CACCAAGCUUGCUUCUGCAUCAAGUCUGCUUGUUAUCCCUGGCGCUAUGCAGCGUCCCUUGCCUCAAUCGCCCGGUUGGAUAUCUUUUUUGAGCUGCUAAAGCUCCCGUAACACCCCCAGUCCUUGAUUGCUCUCCUCCUCAACCUCGACCUCUCCGCCUCCUGUCUGCUUGAUCGUCGCUAAACCGAUUUCUCUGCGAAUCAGGUGUCGCACACCGAGACCAUGUCAACGGGCGCUCCUGUGUCCAGUGUGGAUACAAUUGCUUCCGCAUUAUCGACACAGGGACAUUAUAAGCCCACUCCUAGUCGUGGUCAUUCACGCUCCAAACGCUGGUCGCAGGGGCCGAUCUCCUAUUCCGCCUCUGAUGCUGCUUCCACUCAACAACCGUCGCAGCCAUUGACUGGACCGACAUACGUUAACGGGAAUGCAUCUAGCUCGUGGCAUGGACACCAACAUUCACACUCACACUCUUCAAGUCAUGGCGAACCGUGGGGCAAGUCCGACCACGCCAAUGGUCUUCACUCACACACAUCGAAACAUAGCCAUUCUGGUAGCGUAACGGGGCUGGUACCAGAUACGCCUAUCACUUUGUCAAACCCCGAGCUAUUGAGGACUCAUGAAAUGUUCGCCGGAGCCCUAAUGGCUAUGCCAUGGAUUGCCAUUUCGUGGUAUUAUACACACCAUGCACAAUGGACGGAUUCGCAACCGGCAACUGAUGGUGAAAAUAUCGCAUCUUCAGACACAGGGCAUUUAGAUCACAUUCUGUUGAGGACAUGUAUCUUGACCGCCAUAACAAUGAUCGUAUUGGGAGGAGGGCAACUACUUCGAGUAGCCCAACUGGAUAGAAGUGCUUCACUAGUCGCAUUACCCAAACUCCAUCCGAAAAAUGUUACCGCUUCCUUUGUGCAAAUGUGCUCAAUUGCACUACCUAUCUAUGCAGCGCUCAAGGUGGGGGGAUUCCUUGUCGCAUUUGUACUUGCUCUGGCAAUAGCGUCCGGGGUACCGGCAAUUGCACGAGGCUAUGAUCCUCAAGACAUCAAAGGACGGCUGAGUCAAAAGAAACUGACCAUUGGUAUCGUCGUGACUGUGGUCGUGUCGAGCUUUUUGGGAAUGAAUACGUCUUGGGACGCAGACCCCUUUUUGGGCUAUGUAUCAUUGCUUGUCUCGGUUUUUGUCAUUCGCCCGCCUUUCUUGGCCUUCACACUUGGCCCUGCCUAUGACCCAGCAGUAUCCCAGGAGAAACAUUCGAGAACGGAAUCAUUUGAUGUUUCGCCCAGCGACCCCUUGCUUACUGCUUUUCUUGGGUUGCUCCUAGCAGUUGGCACGGCUGUUGUCGGGGGCUUAUCUUUCCAUUUUCCGGAUAUGAUGUAUGUAUUCGCAGCUGGUGGUGGUUUUGCAGCAUGCUUAAUGUAUGUGGCACCGGUAAACUUACGCUCGCCGCACAAGAUUGGUCUUGCCAUUGCAACUGGUGGCGCCGCCCUGCUAUGUGCACCACCACCGCGCGAUGGUGUUUAUGUGGUUUUUCUUUUCCGUGGUAUCCUUGCUGGGAUCGCGGUUCUCGCCUCUAGGUUUGAGGAUAGACAGUUGCGCUCGGUGAUGCAAGCCCAUAAUCAUCAUCAUCAUCACCACACUCACUCCAACGAUAAUGCGUCACACAUCACGAAGCUCAUCAUUCACUAUAGUGAACCAUAUCCACUACUGUACAGCAUUCUGAAGGAGAGUGACUCUCGUCGCAUUUUCUAUUUUAUGACUCUUAAUUUUGCGUUUAUGCUCGUUCAGCUCUCCUACGGAUUUAUCACAGGUUCAUUGGGACUCCUCAGUGAUAGCAUCCAUAUGUUCUUUGACUGUCUCGCUCUUGUUGUUGGCCUCUGCGCCGCCGUUAUGAGUAAAUGGCCACCCAGUGCAAGAUUUCCCUAUGGAUAUGGCAAAGUAGACACACUGUCUGGGUUUGCUAAUGGCAUUUUCCUCAUGAUCAUCAGUAUCGAGAUCAUCUACGAAGCGGUAGAGAGGCUAUCAUCGGGCAGUCAGAUGCACCGUAUCGGAGAGCUCUUGGUGGUCAGUGCUGCCGGACUUGCCGUGAAUCUUGUGGGCAUCAUGGCGUUUGACCAUGCACAUCACGGACAUGACCAUGGCCAUGAUCAUUCACAUGAUAAUGAGAACAUGCACGGGAUCUUUCUCCACAUUCUCGCUGACACCCUUGGUUCCGUCGCCGUUGUGAUAUCGACGAUUCUCGUACACUACUCUGGCUGGUCGGGGUACGACCCCAUUGCCUCCUGCAUGAUUGCUGUCUUGAUUUUUGCGUCUGCAGUGCCGCUAGUCAGCAGCACGGCCAAGAAAUUGCUCCUCACCCUUCCGGCCGACGUCGAGUAUAAUGUCCGUGAGGCGCUAGCUGGCGUGAGCACCUUACGGGGUGUUGUAGGGUACACAGUUCCCAAGUUCUGGCUCGACGAUACGGCAAAAUUAGAUCACGAUCACGGCUGCAGCCAUGGCCAUAGUCAUGGUCACGGUCACAGCCACAGCCACAGCCAUAGCCAUCACGAUCACGAUCAUGGCCACAAUCAUAACCACAGCCACUCGCACUCCCAUUCUCAUUCCCAUUCUCACUCCCACCCUCACUCCCACUCCCACUCCCACUCCCACUCCCACUCCCACUCCCACUCCCACUCCCACUCCCACUCCCACUCUCACUCCCAUGACCAUGACCACGCACACGAAAAGUCCAACUCCAAUGUUCUGGGCGUAAUCCAUGUAAUCGCGUCCCGCGGCUCCGACCUCGAAGACGUGCGCCAACGGACCGUCGAUUUCCUCCGAGAAAAGGGCAUGGAUAUCUUGGUCCAAGUAGAGCGGGAAGGUGACGGACGAUGCUGGUGCGGAGGCGGAGGGAACAAGAGCUCUUAGUCCCACCAUAGACCGUGGCAGUUGGAUUCGUUCUUCUAUUGUCUUGACUGAUGUUACGUAGUACAUAUCAUGACACUAUAGUUGGAUGUAUAUUUGCAAUGAAGCUGUUGAU
Molecule: messenger RNA, 3010 nt
Organism: Aspergillus pseudotamarii
Lineage: Eukaryota; Fungi; Ascomycota; Eurotiomycetes; Eurotiales; Aspergillaceae
Product: metal cation transporter MSC2
Exons: 4
Coding region: 223-2898 (891 amino acids)
Biological process (GO): intracellular zinc ion homeostasis; transmembrane transport; zinc ion transport
Cellular component (GO): membrane; Golgi apparatus
Molecular function (GO): zinc ion transmembrane transporter activity
Source: RefSeq, a predicted model, not a curated record